UACUGGACUUAGUGGCGCUGUAUGUAUUCUUGAUGAUGAGCCUACUAGCAGCGGCAGACAUUGUGGACCCGUGGAUCUCAGUGUUUGUUGUAGUAAUAGAGUUAGCGUUUCUAUUGCUGGGAGUUUCUUGUUGCUGGGUCUGAGCAAGGCAUUGAAGCUGGACAAGUUGGACUUAGAUUAAUUACCAAGGGCGAUAGACAAACUACAGUCUCAAAGGAGCGGAGUGUAGGUGCGAGCAACAUUGCUGAUGGAAGGUGGCAUAUAGUUACAUUGCCUGUAGAUGCUGAUUUAGGUGAAGUAUCUUGGUAUCUAGAUGGUAAUUUUGAUGGCUAUCAGACAGGGCUACCACUGCAUAAUGGUAGUUGCGUAUGGUAGCAAGGAACAGAGGUCUGGGUGGGUAUACAACCACCUAUUGAUCUUGACGCAUUUGGGAGGUCGGAUAGUGAAGCAGCUGAUCCAAGAUGCAGAUAAUGGAUGUAUUUCUUUGGGGAAGGUGCUUAACUGAAGAUGAGAUUGCCACUCUUCCUGGUGCAAUUGUUACUGCAGAGUAUAAUAUGAUCAAUCUAUUAGACGAUAAUUUUCAAUGGACAGAUUCUCCAACUAGGGUCGAUGACUGGGAGAGCGACCCUGCAGAUGUUGACCUUUAUGACAGAGAUGAUGUGGAUUGGGACGGACAGUAUUCAAGUGGGAGGAGAAGGAGAUCUCAACGGGAUGGUGUUGUAUUGGAUGUUGAUUCGUUUACGAGAAGGUUGAGGAAACCAUCAUUGGAGACCCAGGAAUAAAUGAAUCAACGCAUGCGCUCAGUUGAAAUGGCUGUGAAGGAGGCUCUAUUGGCAAGAGGAGAAUCCCAAUUCACAGAUCAAGAAUUCCCCCCCUGGUGACCGCUCAUUAUUUGUUGAUCCAGAUAACCCUCCUUCAAAACUGCAGGUGAGUUGCACUGGCAACAGUUUGGAAUGAAUUUUUUGGGGCAUGAUUUCCAUUUUCUGGAGCAUGGCAUAUAUGUACAAACCUACUUUGGCAGAACUCACAAUAAAUUUUGUUUGAAGGUUGUUGCUGCAUGGAUGAGGCCCAUUGAAAUAGUUGAAGAGAAUCAGCUUGUUUCUGGUCCGUGCCUGUUUUCUAGAGCAGCAAAUUCUUCAGAUGUUUGCCAGGUUUUGCCAACAAAAUAAACUAAUUAUGCUGUA
Molecule: messenger RNA, 1184 nt
Organism: Cuscuta campestris
Lineage: Eukaryota; Viridiplantae; Streptophyta; Magnoliopsida; Solanales; Convolvulaceae
Source: the annotation of a GenBank genome assembly